UUUUUUGUUCUCUCAUUGCAGCAACAAAAAUUCCUAAAAAGACCAGCAGACGACGUCGAUUCCGCCUCCGACUCGUACGAACCACCGGUCAAGCUCCAGCACAACGGUUCCGAGAAUUUGACCAAAUUUUCGGUGGAAAUCGUUCAACAACUCGAGUUUACGACGUCGGCAGCCAACUCCCAACCGCAGCAAAUCAGUACGAACGUAACGGUCAAAGCCUUGACCAAUGCGUCCGUCAAAAGCGAGGGUCCCAGUCCAUCCCAGCAGCAACAGCAGCAGAACCAGCAGGGACCUGGUCCGGGAGGAAAUGGAGGCGGAGGAGGUAACGGUGGUCCAUCCGGGGGCAACAAUGGAGGCAAUCCAGCGCCAUCCCCACACCUGCACGACCUUGGCCACAUUGUGGACUUCAAGCAGGAACCGGAGAACGAGUUCGCCGAUCUGUCGGCAGCGCUGGAGAAGGAUGCCGCAGCUAACGGGCACUUCCCUGGACUGUCCGAUUUCAUUGGUGACGACACCAAUGACGGCAGCGACACCUUCAAAGAUCUCAUCUCAGACCUGUCCGACUUCCAUUCCGACUUUCUGGACUUUGAGGAGAAACCACCGACUCAGCAGCCACCCCCUCAGCCUCAUCCCUCGCAGCAGCAGCAGCAGCAACAACAGCAGCAGCAUCCAAACCCGCACCAGCACCAUCAGCAGCAGCCUCCUCCACAGAUGCAGAUGCACGCCCAACAGCAGCAGCAGAUCGAGGUGAAGCAAGAAACCUGCAUAAAACAAGAGCAUCCAAGUCCAGGAAUGCUAGACAAUAUGGGCAUCAAACGGGGCAGUCCUGCAAAUCAGCAAUUCCCUAAUGCAUUCAACGACGGUACUCUUGGUCCAAAACGUGGACCAUACGGCAAUCCCCAGAAUGGUCCAAUGUCUGAACUAUCCCCUGCCGCUCAAACACUCAAACACAUGGCCGAGCAGCAUCAGCACAAAAGCGCCAUGGGAAUGGGAUUUCCGCGAGGUCCACAACCGAACCCGCAACGACCACCGUACUCAGAAUUCAAUCAGUUUGCCAACCAGGACUUUAUGAACAACCCAGCCGCUGGUCCCGGUGGUGGCAAUCCCGUGGGCAACCAAUUCCACAAAGGUUCUGUUCCUCCGUUUCCGGGAGCAGACCUCAUCAAGCAGGAACUCUACUCCCCGCAGAGCGAAUUUGAUCUCAAACCCCAGCUGGGUCGAAUGCCACCGCAGAUGGGAGGACCUGGUCCGAAAAUGGGCCCCGGACCGGGCGGCUUCAACAAGCCAAACCAGCAGCAACAAUACUCGCCAUAUGGAUCGCCAGCCGGAGGCGGAACCGUCGGUGGUGCUGGCGCUGGUGCCGGAAUGCCAAACCAUGGCAGUCCGCACGGUCCGGGUUACAUACCGCCACGUGGACCGGGACCGGGACCGGGAGGUGCUGGCGGAAACGGUCCGGCCGGUGGCGGAAAUGGUCCGACUGGAACGGGCACGGGUGGUGCCGGAGGCAACGGACCCGGAGCGAACGGGCCGGGCAAUAAUGGCGUUCCGCCGCGGGGUGGUGGCGGUCCGAUGCCAGGGGCACCCAAUGCAACCAUGCUACAGAUGAAGCAAACGCAGCAGCUGCACAUCAGCCAGCAGGGACCGGGAGGACACGGAAUACAGGUUUCCGCCGGCCAGCAUCUGCACCUGAGUGGCGAUCUCAAGAGCGGCGUCUCGGUUGCAGCACAGCAAGGUGUAUUCUUCAGCCAACAGCAGCAACAGCACGCGCAGCAGCAAUCGAAUCAGCAGCAGCAACAAUCUCAGCAGAACGCACAGCAGCAGCAGGGCCCCGGUGGUCCACCGCAGUCACAACAGCAACCACCGAACGGUGGUGGCCCCAACGGUCCCCAACAGCAGCAGCAGCAACCUUCCAAUCAAAAUAAUCCGAACGGUGUCGGAGGAAACCCCAACAAUCCAAAUGGACCCAAUCAAAACAACUCGCAGCAACAACCAAAUCAAGCACCUCCAAACUCACAAGGUUCAACGCUGGAGUCCCAGUAUACCGUGUCCCAAUCGCAGACGAUCAACUUCACCCAGCAGGCACUGCGGCAGCGACAGCAGCAGCAACAGCAGCAACAAGGUAAUGUCCCCGGAGGUCUGGCGAAUCAGGGUCAGCCAGGUGGACAGCAACAAACCGGCCCCAACGGCCCCGGGGUUCCCAACCCGCAAAGCCAACAACAGCAGCAGCAAGGCCCGCAACCGGGCAUACCGAAUUCCGGCAUUUCCUCCGGUGGGAUGCCCCACGGAGGUCCCAUGGGUGGCGGAGGCGGUCCGAUGGGACAGAAUCCGAAUGCUCCACUCGGAAUGGGCGGUAUGGGAAUGGGCCCGAAUGGAGGUCUGAGCGGACUGAGUUCGAUGGUUUCCAACUCGAUGGGUCCCGGACAGAUGAUGCACAGCAGUAUGGGACCGGGAGGUCCGGCAAGUGCGAUGGGAAUGCGCUACAUGCAACAGCAGCAGAUGAUUCGGGCGCAAGCGAUGCAGCAGCAAAUGGCCGUUGGAGGCCGGCCUCCACCACCGGAUUACAAGGCGACGCAGCAGGGAGGCAAUCCGAAUGCGGCAAUGUUGGCCGCACAGCAGCAACAAAUACUGCAUGCUUCCAGUGGCAGAUUUCCGGCGAUGCGGAGAAUUACUCAACAGCCGAUUCCACCUUCGGGUCCGAUGAUGAGGGUACAGCAUGCGACCUAUUUGCCGCACGGUCACGGAGGUCCACGCGGUCUCGGUGGAUUUGGACCGGGAGCUGGAGGAGGAGGUGGACCAGUUGGCAUGGGAGGAGCCGGUGGAGUUCAGAGACCUCCCAACGUGCAGGUUGGCCCGGAAGGUAUGCCGAUGGGUUCCCAACAAGCCGAAUGGAGGCACAUGAUUAUGUCGCAGCAGCAGAGUAUGAGCUUUGCCGGAAGUGGUGGCAAUAUGCGAGGAGGUUUUGGAGGCGGUCCAGGAGGUGCGGGAAACCCACUGGUCAUGGCGAACGGAGGACCCGGGGGCCGAAUGGAUCCCACGGCUGGCCCAGGUGGUCCCGGAGGUGGCAUGACUCAGUUACAAAUGCAGCAGCAAGCAUUGAUGCGUCAACAGCAGCAGCAACAGCAAAGUCUGAGCAUGUAUCAGGCGCAAAGUCAAAUGGGUGGCGCCGGUGGGGGUAUGAGCCAAAAUCCGAUGCAACAGAUGAACAUGUUGCAGCAGCAGAGCAUGAUGAGCCAGAUGCAGAUGAGCCAAAUUCACAUGAGCCAGUCGCAGUCGAUGGCCAUUCAACAGCAGCAGCAGGCAAACCAGCAACAAUCUGUGAUGAAUUCCUUCAACAAUCCGGGUAUCGGUCCUGGCGGUGGACCAGGACCCGGUGGCGGGGGUAACGCUAGCGGAAGCGGUAGCAACGGUAACAACAAUAGCAACAACGGUAAUAGCAAUCCGAACAAUAGCAACAGCGGCCAGAAUAACGGAGGUCCCAAUGGACCGAACAAUAACAACAACAACGCCGGCAACAACUCAUCUGUCAUGCCAAACACGGACUUCAGCCUGGAAUUCCUCGAAAACCUACCGGUGGGCGAUCCGAGCCAGUUCAACGCUCAGGAUCUACUCAGCUCGCUGGACAAUGACAAUUUUAACAUUCAGGACAUCCUGUAGAUGGGGAAAGUUCCCUUCAAUUUGCAUUUAGUGCCGUUUUUGAGAAGAAAAAAAAAUGAAACGCCUGUAAGGCUCGUUUCCAAUGCCUCACACUCUUGGUGCGUUGUGAAGCCAAGCUUUUACACAAGACAAGCACGGAAAACUGCGGCAGAGAAAAAAGUGGUUAUUUAUUAAAAGAAAAUGAAUCAAAACAGCACAAAGCAACAUAUAUAAUAGGUGGCCCCGCUUCGGUGGAUUAACCGUGGAAUCCGUACCGUGGAGUGGCCACAGUUCUGUAAAUAGCAAAUUAUUUUCUGUGCUGUUAGUAGGUACAUUUACUGCUUUCGUUGAAGCCUCUAGCGGUUAGUUUUCUCUUUUACCAAUAGAUAUAUUAUUAUUACAAAAAGCAGAAUACCCUCUAGUGUCUAAGGGCAACACUUUUUUCGUUGUACGUUACUAUUAAUUUAUUACAGAAAAAAAAGAAAACAAUCGAAAAUCAUGAAAAAAUAUACCCCCUAAGAAAAGAAGAAGCGUUGUCGAACUGAAACAGUGAAACUCUCUAACUGCUAGGUGUCGUUAUGUGUAUAAGUAUAGUAGCGCAAGAACAAACCAAUCCGCAUCGGGCAACAUUCCUUACUUUUUAUUUUUUAUUUUUUUUUUUGCACACAGUUCGGUUUAAUUGACGGCACGCCAUUACAAAUGUGAAUAUCCUGUGAAACGAUUUGUACCUUUUGUUGUGCAGAAACAAACAAACAAACAAAAAAUGCCAUUCAUUAUUUUUGAUGUCUUUCAAGAAGCGACAAAGCAAAAGCUGAUUAUUUUAUUUAUCGUAUUUUUUUCCGUUCUUUCUUUGGGUUCAUGCUUUCAAAUCUCAGUUGUCACUGUGAUAUUGAUAGGAUCACAACAGAGAGCGAGAGAGAGAGUCGUGCAAUGCUUACGGUCGUCGGUCUGAAGGGCGUCCCGCCCCAUUGACCCAGCACGGUACAACGCCCCGUGGCAAACAAUUCUAAAGAGGACGAAUGUCGUCGCGAAGCUAGCAGAAAUUUUUCGACUGUAGCAAAAAAGAUAGAGAAAAAAAUCAUGUAUACAACAAAACUAUAAAGUGAAAUGUUUAAUUUUAUAAACUAAUGGAACGAAAUUAUUAUACCUAGGUAAAUAGACGGGAGAGUAGUGAGUGAGCAGUCCGGCAGUUGUGUCGCUCUUUAGGGAGCAAGUUAGGAAAAAGAAACUCAAUCUAAUCAAAUCUAAAUCUGAAACAAACUGCGUAACGUUAAAUCAAACUAAUAAAAAAUAUGAUGCUAUAGGUACAUAUUCUGUAAAGAGUAAAACUAAAACUAAACACACUACAAUGAAAGCUGACAGGAGAAAGGUGGUUGUUUUGAACGAGCAUUUUCAAGGCUUCCAGGCUUUUAUGCAAAUUUGUAAGCUACGGGACUUCAGCUACAAAACGUAAUACGUAGAAAGCCCAAUUCGCAGCAACAAUUAGUCGUUCUAUUUUUCGACUUACAUUGUUGUCACAUGUCACGA
This is a messenger RNA of Sabethes cyaneus, 5160 nucleotides long. It is a transcript of the gene mam, whose product is annotated as neurogenic protein mastermind. Gene Ontology annotation, cellular component: nucleus. Lineage: Eukaryota; Metazoa; Arthropoda; Insecta; Diptera; Culicidae. Gene Ontology annotation, biological process: positive regulation of apoptotic process; intracellular signal transduction. The record is from RefSeq and is a predicted model, not a curated record. The annotation marks the transcript as partial. Gene Ontology annotation, molecular function: protein serine/threonine kinase activity. The transcript is spliced from 4 exons.